Messenger RNA from Cyphellophora attinorum, 1698 nucleotides. Its product is annotated as Sugar transporter STL1. The transcript is spliced from 7 exons. Gene Ontology annotation, cellular component: membrane. Lineage: Eukaryota; Fungi; Ascomycota; Eurotiomycetes; Chaetothyriales; Cyphellophoraceae. The record is from RefSeq and is a predicted model, not a curated record. Gene Ontology annotation, biological process: transmembrane transport; carbohydrate transport. Bases 1 to 1698 code for a protein of 565 amino acids. Gene Ontology annotation, molecular function: carbohydrate:proton symporter activity.
AUGGGACUCCUCAGCAAGUCAGGAUCCAAGAAGCCGUACUUCGGCCUGAGAGGGGGAUGGCUGACUUUCUGGAUCACGGUUGCCUGCGGCACAGACAUGACAUUGUUUGGUUAUGAUCAGGGUGUCUUUGGCGGCGUUAUUGUCACUCCAGAUUUCUUGCAAAUUCACAAUCUUGAGGGUCCUACCAAGACGGCCACGUUGGGAACUGUUGUUGCAAUCUACGAUGUUGGGUGCUUCCUUGGUGCUGUCUUUGCAGCAUGGUACGGCGAAAAGAUAGGUCGCAAGAAGGCGGUACUUUUGGGAACGAUUGUUAUGUCCAUCGGAGCAAUUCUGCAGAUCACAAGCUACUCGCUAGGGCAGAUGUUCGUCGGAAGAGUCGUAGCUGGCAUCGGCAAUGGCAUCAACACGGCAACAGCACCUGUCUGGCAAACGGAGACAAGCCAGCUGAAGUGGCGUGGCAAGCUCGUUGUCAUUGAAUUGAUUCUCAACAUCGCUGGAUUCAGCCUGAGCAAUUGGGUAACAUACGGGUUCUCCUUCGUUGGGGGCGGCGUUGCGUGGCGUCUGCCCCUGGCGUUCCAAUUCAUCUUCAUCGUCAUUCUAUUCGCAACAGUACCUUGGCUACCUGAGUCACCAAGGUGGCUGAUUGCUCACGAGCACGAGGACGAGGCAUUCACCAUACUUGCCGAUCUUGAAGACAAAUCCGAAGACGAUCCAUUCAUCGUUACUCAGCACAAGGAAAUCGUCUAUACUUGCCAGUACGAGAAAGCCAAUGCUGUACCAUGGUCCCAGCUCCUUCGCGGCAAGACUCCCGAGGGUAAAGGCGGCACGAAGACCAUGCGUCGACUGUUGCUGGGAUGCGGUACUCAAUUCAUUCAACAGAUGGCUGGCAUAAACGUUACGUCGUAUUAUCUUCCGACUGUGCUCAUCCAGAGUGUAGGCCUUACAGAGAAGAUGGCCAGGCUGCUCGCCGCCUGCAAUUCGGUUUCAUAUCUGUUGUUCUCCUUGAUCGGUAUCCCGAACGUCGAGAAAUGGGGACGGCGGAAGAUGUUGAUGUUCGCGGCCGCAGGUCAGGCUUUCUGCUAUACAAUCAUCACUGCCCUGCUUCGCUACAGCGAGAAAGAGGGCUACGAUGGACAAAAGCAGGUGGCGUCGGCAUCUGUGGCGUUCUUCUUCCUCUACUAUGUCUUCUUCGGCAUCGGAAUGCAGGGCGUGCCCUGGCUCUAUCCCACGGAGAUCAACUCACUCAGCAUGAGGACAAAAGGUGCUGCUGCAGGAACAGCGACAAACUGGAUCUUCAAUUUUCUCGUCGUCGAAAUCACACCUUAUGGCAUCCAGUCUCUUCACUGGAAGUUUUACAUCAUUUGGUUGGUGUUCAAUGCUUCCUUCGUUCCUAUGGUAUACUUCUUGUACCCAGAAACAGCAGGACGAAGCCUCGAAGAUAUUGAAGACUACUACCGACACGAUCCGCCUCUCCUGGUGUGGCGCGACAAGGAAGCGACACGUACUGGAAGGCCAGAGAAAUACUCGCAGAAGGAGGAAGAAGAGAUGAGGCGAAACAGCAGUGCUGAUCUAGGAGCCCUCAGACGAGGCUCAAGAAUUAGCAACCAGUGGGUGUCGAGGGAGGGUGCGCGUGCGAACAGUGACUACGACGGCAAGACUGAGCAUGGCGAGAUGGAAGAGGAGAGGAAGGAGAUAUGA